This is a messenger RNA of Pararge aegeria (speckled wood butterfly), 1372 nucleotides long. It is a transcript of the gene Bmap-A, whose product is annotated as protein apterous-like. Lineage: Eukaryota; Metazoa; Arthropoda; Insecta; Lepidoptera; Nymphalidae. Gene Ontology annotation, cellular component: nucleus. Bases 107 to 1306 code for a protein of 399 amino acids. The transcript has 6 exons. Gene Ontology annotation, molecular function: RNA polymerase II transcription regulatory region sequence-specific DNA binding; DNA-binding transcription factor activity, RNA polymerase II-specific. The record is from RefSeq and is a predicted model, not a curated record. Gene Ontology annotation, biological process: regulation of transcription by RNA polymerase II; neuron differentiation.
GCGCCGUGCACGUUGUCAUGCCCCGCGGGCCGUGUGUGAGUGCCAAAGUGUAGUGGGGCAGAGGCCCAUACGUUCGAAAAUAGAAAACGGAAAAAUUGACCCCCAGAUGGGAGUGUACGAAGAGAGGGGGGCGAUGCACUGGCAACAGAGUGAGCGGUACCUAUCAUCGGCAUACGAAACAGGGGCCGAGUUGUCGCCAGUGGCGCCUGCAGCCUCGCCAGGUUCCCCUCGUGAUUGUACGUCGUGUCGCAAGAGGGAACCUCCAGACGAACCUCCCCCGCCACCCACGGAAGAAGCCUGCGCUGGCUGCGGAGCGCGCAUCACAGACAGAUACUACCUUCUUGCUUUAGAACGUCGCUGGCACACACCUUGCUUAAGGUGCUGCGAAUGCAAAAUGCCUCUCGACUCCGAGCAGAGGUGUUACGCUCGCGACAGUAAUAUAUUCUGCAAAAACGACUACUUCAGGUUGUAUGGCUCAAAACGUUGUGCGAGGUGCAACACGCCCAUUUCUGCGUCGGAACUGGUGAUGAGAGCUCGUGACUUAGUUUUUCACGUACACUGCUUCUCCUGCGCACUCUGUAGCACACGACUUACCAAGGGUGAUACGUUCGGCAUUCGAAACUCGGCUGUUUAUUGCAGGCUGCAUUACGAAACGAUGCCGGACUACGGUCCCCACAUGGCAGUCCCGGGUCCCCCACAAAUGUGCCCGGGCCCCUACGUGGGGCCACCACCAGGCCCUCACUAUCCCGCGUACCCUUCGCCUGAGUUUGGGCGAGUAGAACCUGAUGUUCCUAAAGGCCCUUUUUUCAACGGGACAUCGGCACCACCACCACGACAAAAAGGUCGACCGAGAAAAAAGAAACCAAAGGACCAAGACAUCAUGUCAGCAAAUCUUGAUCUAAAUGCUGAAUACCUGGAGAUGGGAUUCCGCGGUGGUGGCGCGCUGGGCAGCACCUCGCGCACUAAGAGAAUGCGUACAAGCUUCAAGCAUCACCAGCUUCGCACCAUGAAGUCGUAUUUCGCGAUCAAUCACAACCCAGAUGCAAAGGAUCUGAAACAACUGAGCCAGAAGACAGGCCUUCCGAAAAGGGUGUUACAGGUAUGGUUCCAGAACGCGCGUGCGAAAUGGCGGCGCAUGGUGACGAAGCAGGAAAACAAAAUGGCGGACAAACUGUCUCCGGACGGUUCGUUGGAGAUGGAUAUGUACCACGGACCGCUGGGAUCCAUCCAGUCGCUACCUCCGCACAGUCCUCCUUACAGUGUUAUGGGGGGCCCGCCAAGUCCAAAUUCGAUGGACUGUCCAUAGCCCCAGUUUUGCGCUUUAUGAGCGCUUUGCAAUUGAACGCUCUAAUCGAACGGUGGACGAAUAGAG